CGCGCCUCCCCGCGAGGGCCAGCGUUGCACAGAGGAACUCUCCGGAGAAGGAGGGCGAGGAGGAAACGGCACCGGAGCGCGCAGGGCUUGCCGCCGCCGCUGCGCAGCCUGCCGGAGCGAGCCCGCCGCGCGCCGCCCUCCCCGCUCUCCUUCCCAGGCGAGCAGCGGGGAUGGGGCGGCCGCGGGAGCCGGAGCGCGCGCAGGAGCCGCCGCCGCCCGUGUCUCCGUCGCCGCGCGCCUGACUCGCCGUCGCCGUCGCGCACCCUGCCCGGGGGCGACUCCCCCAGCCCCAUGGAGGUCUCCCGGAGGAAGGCACCGCCGCGCCCCCAGCGCCCCGCCGCACCGCUGCCCUUGCUCGCCUAUCUGCUGGCGCUGGCGGCGCCCGGCCGGGGCGCGGACGAGCCUGUGUGGCGGUCGGAGCAAGCCAUCGGAGCCAUCGCGGCGAGCCGGGCGGACGGCGUGUUCGUGGCAAGCGGCAGCUGCCUGGACCAGCUGGACUAUAGCCUGGAGCACAGGCUCUCGCGCCUGUACCGGGACCAAGCGGGCAACUGCACAGAGCCAGUCUCGCUGGUGUCCCCUGCGCGGCCCCGGCCGGGGAGCAGCUUUAGCAAGCUGCUGCUGCCCUACCGCGAGGGGGCGGACGGCCUCGGGGGGCUGCUGCUCACCGGCUGGACCUUCGACCGGGGCGCCUGUGAGGUGCGGCCCCUGGGCAACCUGAGCCUCAGCUUCCUGCGCAACGGCACCGAGGUGGUGUCGUGUCACCCGCAAGGCUCGACGGCCGGCGUGGUGUACCGCUGGGGCAAGGAGAACCGCUGGUACCUGGCGGUGGCUGCCACCUACGUACUGCCGGAGCCCGAGACGGCGAGCCGCUGCAACCCGGCGGCGUCCGACCGCCACACGGCCAUCUCGAUCAAGAAUACAGAGUUGCGCAGCCUGGCCACGGAGGAACUGGGCCGCCUCAACCUGAGAGGGGGCGCGGGCAGCCUGCACUUCGUGGACGCCUUUCUCUGGAACGGCAGCGUCUACUUCCCUUACUAUCGCUACAACUACACUAGCGGCGUCGCCACCGACCUGCCCAGCAUGGCGCGCAUCGCGCAGAGCCGGGUGGUGCAGUUUCAGGGUCAAGCGGCCCUCGCCUGCGGCCACGGCCGCCACCUGCUCCUCUCCUCCAGCCUGGUGGAGGACCUGGACGUCUGGGCGGGCGUGUUCAGCGCGGCCACCGAGGAGGGCCAAGGGAAGCGGUCCCCCGCCACCACGGCACUCUGCCUUUUCAGGAUGAGUGAGAUCCAGGCGCGCGCCAAGAGCUGCAAUUGGGACUUUGAACCGACCCAGUACAACUGUAAAGAAGAUAAACCCGAAAAAGUCCAACCAAUCGCAUCAUCUACCUUGAUCCAUUCCGACCUGACAUCUGUUUAUGGCACCGUUGUAAUGAACAGGACUGUUUUAUUCCUGGGGACUGGAGAUGGCCAAUUACUUAAGGUUAUUCUUGGUGAAAAUUUGACUUCAAAUUGUCCGGAGGUUAUCUAUGAAAUUAAAGAAGAAACACCUGUUUUCUAUAAACUUGUUCCUCAUCCUGAGAAGAAUAUCUAUAUCUACCUAACAGCUGGAAAAGAGGUGAGGAGAAUUCGUGUUGCGAACUGCAAUAAGCGUAAAUCCUGUGUGGCAUGCUUAGCAGCAGCAGACCCUCACUGCGGCUGGUGCCAUUCGCUCCAAAGGUGUACUUUUAAAGAUGAUUGUGUACAUUCAGAGAACUCAGAAAACUGGCUGGAUAUUAUAUCAGGAGCUAAAAAGUGCCCUCAGAUUCACAUAUCUCAAAGAAGCAAAGAUCAGACUAUAGUGACCUUGGUGGGAAGCGUUUUUCCAAGACACUCCAAGUGCAUGGUGAAGAACGUGGAAACUGGCAGGGAGCUCUGCGAAGGUAAAAGUCCCCCGAACAAGACCUGCACCUGCAGCAUCCCAACCAGAGUGGCCUACAAAGAUGUUUCAGCUGUGAACGUGACGUUCUCCUUUGAUUCUUGGCAUUUAUCAAAAAGAUUCAACUUUACCAACUGCUCGUCAUUAAGAGGAUGCCCAGUGUGUAUUGGAACCGGCUGUGCUUGGUGUAAAAGUGCGAGAAAGUGCAUCCACCCCUUCACAGCAACUUGCAGCUCCUCUGAUUACAGCAGAAACCAGGAACCUUGUCCAGUUGCUGUUGAGAAGCCAGCUCCAUCUAAGACGGCAGGUGGAGGAGGAUUCAAGGAGGAAAAAAGUAACAGAACCAGCCCGGGCUGGCAGGUCUUCUACAUUGAGUCCAUUGAGCCACAGAAAAUAUCGACCUUAGGGAAAAGGAACGUGAUAGUCACAGGAGCAAACUUUACCCAGGCAUCUAACAUCGUAAUGAUCCUGAAAGGAACCAGUACUUGUGAGAAGGAUGUGAUACAGGUUAGCCAUGUGCUAAACGACACCCACAUGAAAUUCUCUCUUCCGUCAAGUCGAAAAGAAAUGAAGGAUGUGUGCAUCCACUUCGACGGUGGCAGCUGUACUCCUGUGGGACCCUUGUCUUAUAUUGCCCUGCCACAGUGCUCCCGCAUAUAUCCUGCUACCACCUGGAUCAGUGGUGGUCAAAAUAUAACCAUCGAGGGCAGAAAUUUUGAUGUCAUUGACAACUUAAUCAUUUCACACGAGUUAAAAGGAAACAUAAAUGUCUCUGAAUAUUGUGUGGCGACUAACUGCAGCUUCUUAGCACCCAGUUUAAAGAGUUCAAAAGUGCGUACGAAUGUCACUGUGAAGCUGAGAGUUCAAGAGACCUACUUGGAUUGUGGAAGCUUGCAGUAUCUGGAAGACCCCCAAUUUACAGGGUAUCGGGUUGACCCCGAGGUGGACACAGAAUUGGAAGUGAAAAUUCUAAAAGAAAAUGAUAACUUCAACAUUUCCCAGAAAGACAUUGAAAUUACUCUCUUCCACGGGGAAAAUAAGCAAUUAAAUUGCAACUUUGAAAACAUUACCAGAAAUCAAGAUCUCACCACCAUCCUCUGCAAAAUUAAAGGCAUCAGAACUGCAAACAGCAUUGCCUCCUCUUCCCAGAAAGUUCGAGUGAAACUGGGAAACUUGGAGCUGUACGUCAAGCAGGAGUCCGUUGUUUCCACUUUGUAUUAUCUGAUUGGUCUUCCCAUCCUGCUCGUGAUUGUCAUUUUUGUGGCCGUGGGGGUGACCAGGCACAAAUCGAAGGAGCUAAGUCGCAAACAGAGCCAACAGCUGGAGCUCUUGGAGAGCGAGCUACGGAAAGAGAUACGUGAUGGCUUUGCUGAGCUGCAGAUGGAUAAAUUGGAUGUGGUUGAUAGUUUUGGAACUGUUCCCUUCCUAGACUACAAACAUUUUGCUCUGAGAACUUUCUUCCCUGAGUCAGGUGGCUUCACACACAUCUUCACUGAGGAUAUGCAUAACAGAGAUGCCAGUGACAAGAAUGAGAGUCUCACAGCUUUGGAUGCCCUAAUUUGUAAUAAAAGUUUCCUUGUUACUGUCAUCCACACCCUUGAAAAGCAGAAGAACUUUUCAGUGAAGGACAGGUGUCUGUUUGCCUCCUUCUUAACCAUUGCACUGCAAACCAAGCUGGUCUAUCUGACCAGCAUCCUGGAGGUGCUGACCAGGGACUUGAUGGAACAGUGCAGUAACAUGCAGCCUAAGCUCAUGCUAAGACGCACCGAGUCCGUGGUGGAAAAACUCCUCACAAACUGGAUGUCUGUCUGCCUUUCUGGUUUUCUGCGGGAAACUGUUGGAGAGCCGUUCUAUUUGCUGGUGACAACGCUGAACCAGAAAAUAAACAAAGGUCCCGUUGAUGUCAUCACUUGCAAGGCUCUGUACACCCUUAACGAAGACUGGCUGCUGUGGCAGGUUCCGGAAUUCAGCACUGUGGCAUUAAACGUCGUCUUUGAAAAAAUCCCAGAAAACGACAGUGCAGAUGUCUGUCGGAAUAUUUCAGUCAAUGUUCUUGAUUGUGAUACUAUCGGCCAAGCCAAAGAAAAGAUUUUCCAAGCAUUCCUCAGCAAAAAUGGCUCUCCUUAUGGACUUCAGCUGAAUGAAAUUUGUCUUGAGCUUCAAGUGGGCACCCGGCAGAAAGAGCUCCUGGAUAUUGACAGUUCCUCCGUGAUUCUUGAAGAUGGAAUAACCAAGCUAAAUACCAUUGGCCACUACGAGAUAUCAAAUGGAUCCACUAUAAAAGUCUUUAAGAAGAUAGCAAAUUUUACUUCAGAUGUGGAGUACUCAGAUGACCACUGCCAUUUGAUUCUACCAGAUUCGGAAGCGUUCCAAGAUGUGCAAGGAAAGAGACACCGAGGGAAGCACAAGUUCAAAGUAAAAGAAAUGUAUCUGACGAAGCUGCUGUCGACCAAGGUGGCGAUACACUCUGUGCUUGAAAAACUUUUUAGAAGCAUUUGGAGUUUACCCAACAGCAGAGCUCCCUUUGCUAUAAAAUACUUUUUUGACUUUUUGGAUGCCCAGGCUGAAAACAAAAAAAUCACCGAUCCUGAUGUCGUACAUAUUUGGAAAACAAACAGCCUUCCUCUUCGCUUCUGGGUAAACAUCCUGAAGAACCCGCAGUUUGUCUUUGACAUUAAGAAGACCCCACACAUAGAUGGCUGUUUAUCGGUGAUUGCCCAGGCGUUCAUGGACGCAUUUUCUCUCACGGAGCAGCAACUCGGCAAGGAAGCACCAACUAACAAACUUCUCUAUGCCAAGGAUAUCCCAACCUACAAAGAGGAAGUAAAAUCUUAUUACAAAGCAAUCAGGGAUUUGCCUCCAUUGUCAUCUUCAGAAAUGGAAGAAUUCUUAACUCAGGAAUCUAAGAAACAUGAAAAUGAAUUUAAUGAAGAAGUGGCCUUGACAGAAAUCUACAAAUACAUCGUAAAAUAUUUUGAUGAGAUCCUAAAUAAACUAGAAAGAGAACGAGGGCUGGAAGAAGCUCAGAAACAACUCUUGCAUGUAAAAGUCUUAUUUGAGGAAAAGAAGAAAUGCAAGUGGAUGUGAUAACUCUGGGGCCUGGCUCACUCUGGCAGAGUUCUUCAGACAACUUGGGAGCAAAAUGGCUGCUUGAGCUACUCUGUGUCGUUCAUGUUUUAAGUUUGCACAUAGGUUCCACUUUGAGCACUGUCUUUUUAAGAGACCCGGGCACAUGCACAGCUUUCAGAAAGCACACCAACUACUGUGCCUGCGUGUAUGCUGUGGGACCCCACUCCUGUAAAUAGAGCUAAAGUGGUUGUUGCCAACAGCCGCCUUGUUUACAGAGAACACAGGGCCACUGAGCAAGUGUCAGGACUGCAACUCUAGUCUUCACUUAAGCACAAUCAUGUCAGUGGUUUUGUUUGGAAACUACAGCUAUGUAGCACUUGUGACUACGGCACUGCUGCAGAGAAGGGACGCUGCCAAUGAUCAAAACAAAAUGUGAAAUGAGUCAUUUGGAAACAAGGUGGAGGUGUUAGGGUAACCUCGAGGAUUGGCAGCACUGAAACUUUUCCCCAGUAGUUCUUGGAAAAGCCGACCACAGAAAUUGGUAGAGUACACUUAGCAUUUGUGAGUGUGAGUGUGUGUGUGUGUUUUUAAACCAAAAACUAACAGUGUUGCAACAUUGUUGAAAGGGCUCGUGUUUUUUUUGGUGGUCAUCAACUGCGCUCCAUCCUACUCACCUCCAUUUCACUAAGGAGCUCUAAAGCAAGGAGAGUGAGUAGGCUUUAUAUUUCAAUGCACAGCAGUUUAUCUAGACACUUUGUCUUAAGGUAUGUUCCCUUUCAUUUUAUUUUUUUCAUAUUAAAUGUAUUUGACAGUGGACAUGUUGGCUACCGUUUAAAAAAAUCAUUAGUUUAUUUCUGUCUAAAAACUGAUCAGGUCUGUGGAAGAGUAAAUCACUCCCCUAAUCCCACAUUUCUAUACUAGUGUCUCCUUGCUUUAGAUUUCUGGUGAACCCUGUGGUUAUAAAUACUUGUGUGUGAUUAAAAAAAAAAAAAGAUACAUUUUACAUUUCAUGAAAUCGCUGUUCACACUGGAGUAUUAUAUAUGAAUAUAUAUAUUUGAGGCCCAAGGCCUGAAAAGUAUUAGUAUGAAACUUGGUAUCUUAGUCUUACUAUGUACUUUUUGACAGUAUUCCUCACGAGAGAAGUAAAAAUACUCAUUUUAUUCAUGCCUUUCUUUUUAAAGAAUUCCUUAUCCUGUUAACAUUGUAGUCUUUUUAUUACCAAUUUUUUAUUCCUGAAUUUUUGCUGCUCAUGACCAAUUUUAAUACCACUGUGUUUUCCUUCUAAUAAAUCAGAAGUGAAAAGUUUAAUUGGCAACUCUCAAACUUUCUUUACGUGGCACCUUGCACCCUAGGAGCUCCAAAUCCCAGGCUGAAGAAAGCAAUGUUUUCAAGUAGCAAAUACAACAUGGAUCACACACUCCUUAAAACCAUCUACCAACACUGUAUCAGGAUUUCCGUCUGAAUUUGUCUUAGAGAAAUGCAAUUUGUUUUGCUCCUCAAUAUCUGGUAAAAAGUGAGAGGUGACACCUCCACACACUGACCAGAGAAAAUAAGCAGUGACUGCCCCGACAGGCACCUUCCCAACCCCAUCGCUUUUGACCACUGUCCGUCCAGUGGAAACACCUCAAAAAUACUACCAAAUAAGUUUCUUAUGAGUAUGAAGGCGAGAGGCGAGGCCCGCAUCUAAGGCUGCUACAGUCUUGAUGUGAAGGCAUUCGUAAGGGAACACCAGCAGGAGAGCCGAGCGCCAACGGUAGGAGAGUUGCCCCAAAGCCUUCCUCUUCUCUAGAGUACAGAAGUGCCGAAGCGCCAGGGAUCAGCGACAGCUUUAUCUCCGUCAGUACCAGUCAAUGCGACACGAGGGUGUCCCUGCCCAGCUCCCCGGCACGAGUCCUGUGGGGAGACUGCCCUCCUCUUCCGGGGGCUGUGCUGCUGGGGACUCUGGGCGAGUCACUUACCUCUUUGUGCCUACUUCUGUCUAUUCUGUCCUACCUCACUGAGGUGGUGUGAAGACUCACUAAUAUAUGUAGCGUGUUUGUCAAUCCUCCAGUGAAAGGCACUAUCUGACCACAUUAGCCAAAUGACGUCAAUGGCCAAAUUCGAUGUGUGCUGGAGACAAUCAGUCGAUAUUAAACAGCAACCAGAGAAACAAAUGGCAAACAAUUUCUAUUUUCAAGUUUCUUUGCGUAUUUUUUUGGUGCAAAACCAUUUAUAAACUUUUUUUUCCUAACACUAGUGUCUACAGCAGCAUUUAAAGAUUAAUUCUGUUCCCUUUUCUGUAUUAGGGAGUUGAAGUCUAUUUCUUAUUGUAUACUUGAUUGAAGCUGUUCUUGGAGAUCAAUGUUUUAAAUGUCUAUAUCCAAAAUAAACAUUUUGAUGUAA
Hipposideros armiger (great roundleaf bat) is the source of this 7366-nucleotide messenger RNA. RefSeq names its product plexin C1 (gene PLXNC1). Gene Ontology annotation, biological process: regulation of cell migration; semaphorin-plexin signaling pathway; regulation of GTPase activity. The transcript is spliced from 31 exons. The record is from RefSeq and is a predicted model, not a curated record. NCBI's taxonomy places the organism in Eukaryota, Metazoa, Chordata, Mammalia, Chiroptera, Hipposideridae. The coding region runs from base 292 to 5001 and encodes 1569 amino acids. Gene Ontology annotation, cellular component: semaphorin receptor complex; plasma membrane. Gene Ontology annotation, molecular function: protein binding; semaphorin receptor activity.